CCUGUACAACUGGAUUCGCGAGCUGCCAGAUGCAAAGGUCUUAGAGAGAGACCAACCGAGUUCUACUGAUCACCUCGCGUGCGGCGCUGCCAUCAACGUGCACUUCGCUUGCGCGCAAGAACUCCCUGUUCUCAGAUGAAAGCCGGCCAGACCGACCUCACCGCAUCCUCAGGGAAAGAUGUUGUCGACGACAGCGACCGGCAUCUCGGGUAGGCCCGCGUCUGAUCCGGCCAGGUUCGACUCGGAGCUCAAACAGAGGAAGACAGGUAGGGAGCACUCAAGCGGUGCCGAAACGGCCAGUGGGAUGUCUGCGAUUGACCAUGCAGCGGAGAGCAAAGUUGCACCAAAACAACAAAACACCAUGGGUCGCACUCCCGAUGGUACGGUCUUCCCUGUCCCACACACGCCGGACAUGCUCUCAUCCAUCUUCGACCCACGGCAGCCAAAGACGCCAUUGGACCUUUUGACCGUCGGCUUGCUCACUGCCCAGAUCGUCACAUACAUUUUCAUGUCGCGGCCGACUGCACAAAGGUUCUUCUUUCUCCUCUUCGCCUUCUGGAGAGCUUCGUACAAUGGCGGCCUCGGCUGGAUUCUCAAGCAACAGAGCGAAAGGGCCUGGAUGGUCAGGACGGUGAAGAAGGAGGGCUGGUUUGACGAAAACAGAAGACCCAUGAUCCACGCGAGGGUUAAGCAGCACCUCGUCUCCAAAAUGGGCCCGGACUACAAUUUCGAGCAAGUCCCAUUGGAUUACAACAUCUGGCUGAUGUUCCGUUCGAUCGUUGAUGUUAUCCUUCUCAAUGAUUUCGUGGCGUACUGUCUCUUUGCUUUCUCUUGCGCGCGUAUGCCAGAGGGCCACAACUUCAUGAUGAAUGUACUGCGCUACAUCGCCGGUGUCGUCAUCAUCCUCUUCAACCUUUGGGUCAAAGUGGAUGCUCACAAGAUCGUUGGAGACUUUGCCUGGUACUGGGGAGACUGUUUCUUCCUCAUGCUUCAGAAUUUGGUGUUCGACGGGGUCUAUGAGAUCGCCCCGGAUCCCAUGUACAGCAUCGGUUACGCCGGGUAUUAUGGUCUCUCGCUGGUGUCGGGAAGCUACGCUGUCCUAUUUGUCUCUCUCGCAGCUCACUUCUCUCAAGGCCUCUUUUUGCACUUUUUCGAGAACCCGCAUAUCAACCGCACUUACGGAGAGAAAAAACCUUUGUCCGCACGCGUCCCUUUGCGCAAGGCGCCUUACAAUGCCGCUUCAGCACGUGCGGCUGCAGGCCUGGGUCCAACGUCUCCGCGACCAGCGGACAGGGAGAUGGACAGCGUUCCCAGCCCUGCAGGGGGCCGUGCACGUGCGCUGUCCGCCGUAUCUGAGGACGAGCCGCCGACACCGAGUCAAACUCACGGUAGCACAGCGCUGAGCACGGACGAAGCGACGGACGACGAGUCGAACAAUGCGACUCACGUCAGCAAGGCCGACAGCCUAAGGAACUCGAGUACCUCAGCCGAGGCAAUUCAUCACACGCUGAAGCAACAGCCUCGCUCCGACUCAACUCGGUCUGAUAGGAGAGGGACAGAAACACUGCACGAUCUGCACCACCGGCUCUUCCGCAAGGACACCGUUGUCCUGCGCAACCUCGACCUUCUUCGAGGAUCGGACUUUUUGCUCGUUGUCGCUAUCUUUUACGGCCUUAUCCCGCACUUUAUGCCGAGGUUCGGCCCGAAGACAUACACGUUCGCUAUCUUCCUCAAUGCACUUGGAUGGAGGGUCUUUCAUUCGUUUGGUCUCGGUCUCAUGCUUGCGGCGCAGUCCAAGAGCAGGUGGAUAGUUCGCCAUUUCUUGAAGCAUUACAACUACGCUCACAGCAGCGAUGCUGUGCUCGAAGCCUUCCACAACUGGAAGAUUCUCUACAACACUUCCCUCAUCAUGACGUACUGCUCGUUUGGCGCUCUCUGUUGGAAUUGCUAUGUCGCGCUGGGUACAGACUGGACGGUCGGAACAGAUCUUCUCCGGCACACGCUCGGCUUCCUCCUGAUCGCGCUUCAGGUUUGGGCUUCAAGCUCAUCGUAUCAGGUGCUCGGUCCCUUUGGCUGGCUCUACGGCGACUUUUUCAUCGAUGACUAUCCUCACCAGCUAUACUACACUGGUAUUUACCGCUUCCUCAACAACCCAGAGCGAUCCAUGGGCGGCGCGGCCUUCUUUGGCCUGGUUCUCAUCUCGGGCAGUAAGCUUGUCCUCGCUGUUGCAUCAUUCUCCCACUUGGCGCACUGGUGGUUCCUCUCGACCGUGGAAGGUCCGCACAUGCGCAAGCUAUAUGGCGAAGCGGCCGUGCGCAAGGACUCGGGUGUAACCAAGCAGCUCAAACAGGCUGUCGAGCGCAACUCGUUCCUCUUCAAAAAAGCACAGAGCCAUCCAAAGGUGCGCGACCUGCAAGGCACCUUCGAAGGGACAUACAAGGACGCUGCGGGUGCAUUUGAAGAUUUUGUUAGCAAGAGCAAGCCCAAGUUCGAGGUUGUGCUGGAGGACACACGUAUGCUUGUCCAACAAACCAAAGACCGACUCCUCAUCGUGCGCACAGAGAACGACCUUAGUAAGAUUGAUCGGUCGCUGUACAGUGUUGCGCCCCAACCGUCCGCUAAAGGGUCAGGCGAUGGUAUGCGCUUCCACUUGGGUGAGCCGAUCUCGGUCAUGUGGACCGCUUCCAGCAUCCAUUCGCGGCAAGACUGGAUCGGGAUCUACCUGCUUGACCGUCUUGGCCCCGAAGACGCGCAGGAUUCUUCAAACCGCUUAACCAAGAUCUCCAGCCAUGGCAAGUGGGUGGGCGUCGCGCCUGAUGAGUGGGAAGGGGAUACGCACACCGGCGCCACAGCCGGCGGCCUAUCAACUACGUCGCACGAAGGCAACCUCUCACGCGGCGGGGUCGUCUUCCAGGGUGACAAGCUGCCGUGGGUCGCGGGUCGAUACGAACUGCGGUACCAUCAUGAUGCCAAGCACAAUGUCCUCGCGCGCUCUGAGCCCUUUGAGAUAUACGUCGAUGCGCCGAAGGAUCCUUCGUCGGUGGACGACACCUAUCGCGUGCUAGCGCCACUGGUCUUGUAUGCACUGCAGUACGGCGCACCGUCAGAAGCGCAGCUGUCGUCCGACAGCGGCGCCUCUGCGGACCCCGACGACUUUACCAUCUGGAACGUGUCACAGGCGCGAAGGAUCUCGUCGGGCAUCAAGCAAGCCUUCCAGGUCGACUUUUCGCCCGAGGUGGUCAUCGCCGAUGCCAACACGCGCAAACUGGCGGAGGACAUUGUUAACGCGAAACGACUGCUCGACCCGGCGCCGCAAGCGGCGUACAUCACGGACACGCCUUGAUCCCGAGGUAGAUGACGAAAGGGACCUCUCGGACAGACGAGCACAUGCAUAGAUGCAUAGAUGCAUGCAUGCGUGCAAGAUCUCAAUCUGGAGCAGCGCUGCUCCACAACACCAAAAGACACGCCGCCAUGUCGGUACGGUUGUAUGAU
Molecule: messenger RNA, 3492 nt
Organism: Tilletiaria anomala UBC 951
Lineage: Eukaryota; Fungi; Basidiomycota; Exobasidiomycetes; Georgefischeriales; Tilletiariaceae
Exons: 6
Coding region: 362-3343 (993 amino acids)
Biological process (GO): phosphatidylcholine biosynthetic process
Molecular function (GO): phosphatidylethanolamine N-methyltransferase activity
Source: RefSeq, a predicted model, not a curated record